This is a messenger RNA of Engraulis encrasicolus (European anchovy), 2029 nucleotides long. RefSeq names its product fibrinogen C domain-containing protein 1-A-like. The record is from RefSeq and is a predicted model, not a curated record. The coding region runs from base 1 to 1407 and encodes 468 amino acids. The transcript is spliced from 7 exons. NCBI's taxonomy places the organism in Eukaryota, Metazoa, Chordata, Actinopteri, Clupeiformes, Engraulidae.
AUGAAUGAUCGGUGGAAAACCAUGAACAGCAUUUCAGAACUCGACGAUGGACAGCAACAUAGAACGCAGAGGGUGAGCUGCAACUACCUUCUAUGGACCAUUCUGCUCUUCGUGGCCGUGCUUCUGACCGUCACGGUAACCGGCAGCAUCCUGGUGAUGAACCACUACCAGGCUCCUCAUCACGGCAGCGAGCUCGACUCCCUGACGUCCCACAUCAGCACCAACCAGGAGACGGAGGCCAACGCCCUGGUAACCAUCGACCGUGGAGACGGCUCGCGUAUCAACGUCUUCAUCGAGCCCAACUGCCCCGACUACAACGCCAACUUCCAGAGGCUGGAAGGGGUGCAAACCUCCCUGCUGCACUCGCUCACUGACCACGACUCGGACCUGAAGUCAGUCAGGGGCCAGGACCGUGUGCUAUUGGUCAAGUUGGCUGAGGAUGUGGCCAAGCUGUCGGCCCACGCCACCCAGCUGAAGAUGGAGUACGAGGGCCUUAGGAGGGGGCAGAGUAACAUCGGCCAGGAGCUUGGCACGCUGCAGACAGACCAGCAGAGACUCAUCGUGCUGCUGUCGGAGAGCGAGGCAAACAUGGUGAAGGUGGUGAACUCGGUGAGCGAUGCGCUGGACUCCAUGCAGAAGCAGACGGGCAGCAUCAAGAGCCGCCUCAAGGCCGACCUGCAGAGGGCGCCCAUACGCAUCCCACGGCCCAAAGGCUGCGGCAACGGAGAGGGUGCUCGGCCGCAUGACUGCAGUGACAUCUAUGCCAGUGGCCAGAGGGAGGAUGGUCUCUACUCCGUCUUUCCUGUCCACUUCCCUGCCGGCUUUCAGGUCUACUGUGACAUGACCACCGACGGGGGAGGAUGGACGGUGAUCCAGCGGCGUGAGGAUGGCUCAGUCAACUUCUUCAGAGGCUGGCUGGCGUACCGCGAGGGCUUUGGCAAGAUCACUGGAGAACACUGGCUGGGUAUGAAGCGGAUCCACGCCCUCACCAUCCAGGCCAACUAUGAGCUGCGUAUCGACCUGGAGGACUUUGAGAACAGCACGUCCUUCGCGCAGUAUGGCUCCUUCGGGGUGGGGCUCUUCUCAGUGGACCCUGAUGAGGCUGGAUACCCCCUCACCAUCUCAGACUACUCCGGCACGGCAGGUGACUCUCUACUGAAGCAUAACGGCAUGAAGUUCACCACUAAGGACGUGGACAACGACGACUCGGAGAACAACUGUGCAGCGUUCUACCACGGCGCCUGGUGGUACCGCAACUGCCACACAUCCAACCUGAAUGGCCAGUACCUGCGCGGCCAGCACACCUCCUAUGCUGACGGUAUCGAGUGGUCGUCUUGGACCGGCUGGCAGUACUCACUCAAGUUUGUGGAGAUGAAGAUCAGGCCCUCCAGAGAGGACAACCAAUGAGCUGUCAAGUUUUACCAGACCAAGGCAACCAGUGAGAGUGCAGAGAAGUAAAUCAACGCCACCCGCUGGAUGCCAUUUUUUUUGGCUGUCAGUGGUCUAGCCUCGCAUCAUUGGAGUGUUCUACCAGGCUUGCCAAGAAUCUGACAAACCAAUCACAACACAGAGAUUUGUUUUUAAUCAAAGCGGGCAGGGUUUUAAGGGAGUGACGACGAAGCUCGCAACGUUGGGAAAGCACUUCAAAGAGAAAGAUAGCGCUGAUUGGUCAGAACGCCGGCCUGUAGGCACAGGAACAGUUUGAAAGACAAUGGGUUGUUCUCAUCAACAAUCUUCGAAUGUAAUAUUCAUUGGGGCCAGACUAAAUUAAACAUCCAAUCUCCCAUUUAGGCUGCUUUAUCAGGCUACAAGACAACCAGUGAAAGCCAGACCAGACCAGCUUCUUACCAGAUCGAAAUGUUUAGAAUACUGAGACCAGCGUUUUACCAGACAGGGCUUUCACGAGAGGCUCACUUGGCACAAAGACCCUUUUCCUUCUGAACGUUUAUGGAAAUGGGAAUAAUAUUCAACAUUGUGCUUGGGACAGCAGCUGGUUCAGUGUGUGUGUGUGUGUGUGUGUGUGUGUGUG